UAUAAGCGUCUGUUUAACUCCAUGUCAGAAUAAAAAAUAAUUGAGCAACACUUAUCAUCAUAUUCUAGCUAAUUCUAUCAACAUGGCAGACGUUUUCUGCUGCUUGCGUCGCCUUUUUGGUAGUUCCAACCCUGGACACAUAACAUUACAAGAGAUCCCAUCGGUACAACUCGACACUUCAAAUAUGGGUUCAGAAGUAGUAAUAGUGAAGAGUGGUAAAAGAAUCUGCGGUACCGGAGCUGCCUUUUCCAAUGCUCCGAUCAACCAGGAUAAAGCCUACUUUGAGAUUAAAGUACAGUCAUCAGGUGUAUGGGGUGUGGGACUGGCGACAAGAAAGUGUGGUGUGGACAAACUACCCCUGGGUGACACAGAGGAGUCCUGGGUACUGCGACAUGAUGGCAAACUCUACCACAACGGGGAGGAACGAGGAAAAAUGCCCCAGCCCCUACAGGAGGGAGAUGUAGUGGGCCUGACGUACGAUCAUGUGGAGCUGAACUUUCGUCUGAACGAUAAACCCACCAAUACUCCAUUUACGGGAAUCAAGGGAACUGUGUAUCCUGUGUUCUAUGUUGAUGAUGGGGCAACUUUAGACGUGCAGUUUACAAACUUCUACAACACUCCACCGUUCGGCUAUGACAGCAUUAUGAUAGAACAGUCUUUGUUAUAGCAAAUAGUUAGUAUUACCUUGCUCAUUUAACAUGAUAUAAACCAUGACGAGUAGAAAUAGGCCUUUAAGUUAAGAAUCAGUGUUGGGCAGUAUUUUGCAUCAUGCAAAUUUAAACUCCUAAAAGUUUCAGUGGUCAACAUUAUAUUUUGUCCAAUGAGAAGGCAGUAUUUCUCAAGUUUAUCACUACAUUUAUUUGAGUAAAUUAGCAGUCAGCCCUUACUGAUUUUGAUCAGGUGAAGUGGUAGAAAUAAGCAGUGGCUGGCUUUGUAAGUGGGUAGUUUACACAAUAUAAUGUGAACCACUAAAAUUGCUUGAAAUUUAAAGAGAAUUUUAGUAAUUGUGAACAGGCCUGCAACUAGGGCGAAUUUUGAGUGCGCAGACUGAAAUUUGUUAAUUGACGGACAGCAUAUUAACCCCUGCACCCUCUACCCCCUUUGGUUUUUAUUUCAAAUUUCGGGGUUUUUGGUAUGUACGACCUGUCAAAGUUUCAUUAUACAACUGGGAAUAUGCGUACAGUCAGCUACGAGCCUGGUAAAGGUCUUUAGUAUGUACUUUCAAAAAUAAAUUUAAAUGGUUAUGCAACUGCGUCACAUAAAACCUUUAUUUUUUGUAAGUACAUACUAACACUGUUAACCAUUAGUUAAAAAUGAUCUUGUAACUUCAAACAUGUCACACUGUUAGAAACGCCAAUCUAAUUCGAGUUUCAAAAAUACUUGGCAUUUUUUUUCUGCUUUGUUAAGUGGAUUUUAGUUUAAGGCUUAUUUCUGCUUUUUAUUUUUCACCUAUGUAUCAUUAUGUAAAAUUAUUGUAUAAAUAGCCAUAUUAGUUGCAUGUGUGUUUUUCAAAGGAAAAACUUGAGGAAUUGCCAUACAGUUUCUGUGUCAAUGGCAUCAGUUGUAAUAGUUAUAGGUUAUUGUGACUUAAUGAUAGAAAAGUCAUUGUUACAGCAAAUCCACGCUCACAUUUUGGCUGGUAUAAAUUGUUAUUGUGGUUUUUUUAUAUUAUGUUCCAAAAAACACUUCAAAAGGCAUUAAAGAAUGGGAAAUGACAGGCCUGCACUUCUUAUUUUGUCAAGCUACAUACAUAUAAAUUAUCAUUAAAGGGACUAGACACCAGAUGAUACAACUGUAAGAAAAAAAGACAAUUGUCAAAAACUUACAUAAAUUUGAUAUUGUUUUUUACAACACAUUAUAUCUUACUUACUGAUGUGUCGCAUCACUUAAAAUUGGAACAUGUAUCUGUCACAGUUUUUACCUAUUUUUCCAUUUCGAAAUUUACUUGGUUUGUCUUCCACGUAAAUCCCAGUUAAUUUAAAAAUAGUAUAUAUAUCUGUACUAAUCACGUGACUUUCACAUGCUAAAUAUACACACUGUAAACUGGGAAACCAUUAUGCUUUAUUUUUAAACAGGUGAACUCAGCUGAGACAGCGACAAAAUAUUCUUUUAUCAUGUAAAAUAGCUCCAGGUAUUGACAAUUCUAGGCUUAUUUUGUGGAAAUAAUGUAGUUGCUGAUUUUGGGACCAUCUGGUGUCCAGCCCCUUUAACAUAUAGUCAUUACAGUCAUGUAUUUAAGUGUUUAGAUAUAAUUAUGUUUACUUUUUAAGUGGGUAUAUACAAUGUAUAGUGUACAUGUAGUAAAUUAUAAAUAUCUGUCAAACGUUUUUGCAUGGUUAGAACUAUUCUAUCUGACCCGCUAAAAUGCCCACAAUAAGGCCUGCCGAGUCACCAUCUUAACAGUGUGCUUGUAGGUCAAUUUUUACCAUUCGUGCCAGAAAUGCACGAUUUGAUACUUUUUCUUGCAUACAUUUAAUUUUAAAAUUUUGUGAGAAACUGAUGUAAGGAAAAACAUUUUUGUGUGCGUCAUUAAUUACUGACGUCAUGACAAGAUGUAAUUUAAAAUCACAAUUAAUUUUUUUUUUAUAAUUGGCAAGCUGUUGCAUGUCGCCAAAAUAACACGGGUUGUUAGUUAGAUUAUUUGUGUACUGCGGUCACAUGACCGGAAACGCUAGUUCAAUAUGCAAGUAUAUUCUGCCAUGAGUAUGACAUUAUCAUUAUGGAGCAACUUUAUUAUAGAAAAUGCACAAAUAUAUUUACUUUGUUUUAAAUGCAUAUAUUUAGAAAGAUAGAUAGAUGCAACAUAAGUUUGUAAUUAGGACAGGUAGGUACAGAGGGAUUAUAACACUUUCGUUUAAGUGUUGAAUAAAAAGUGAGUUAUAUUAGUUUAAACGUUAUAUAUAUUAUUAUACUAUGGCACUCUCGUUGGCACAUUGUUGCGCGAGAGUGUGAUCUUGUGUUGUUGGAGAAAUUGGAGUGCCCGGAGGAAAUCUGUUUGUCCAGCUGCUUGGUGACCACAAUCCAAACUCACAUGCGCCCAGGCCGGAAGUGGAAUCCUUCAUGAGAUGCAUGUACGCUUACCACUGCGCUAACCAAACAACCAGUGAGUGAUAUUGAAGGCGACACUACAGAAAUAUAUCUUUGCCAGUAUACAGUACUGUUGUGAGCUUCUUGGAUUUGUUAUGGCAGACGUAAAAGUACUACUUUCGAAUUAUUAUACUAGGAGCAGUUGUUAGAAGUUUUAAGUGGCACAAAGCAAUUAAAAAUGAAAAUAUAAGAAAUAGUCAAGUCAAUUAUUUACUUGGCAAUCUAAGGUCACCAUUGACCAGUGGAAAAAAAAAUGUUUCUUAGUUACAUUUUAUAAAACAUAUACAUGAGUAGUUGUGUCACAGAGAUGUAUCUCACAAGCUUAUAAAGAGUGGUUACAAAACUACUCUCUAUUUACUUCCCUUUAACUACAAAUGUUCAAUAUUAGUUGUUUGAUAAAGUUAUGCUGCCCUUGAUAUAAAGGGCACAGCUUAGGCCGCAAUAAAAAAUAAACUCAUGGGCCUUACCCAACCUGCAUUUUGAUGAGAGGGGAGGUAAGUUGAGUCUUAUUUUUUCCAUCCCGACCCCUGAAAGCUUAACUUUUUUAUUUUUUGUCUUGGAAUAAGCCAAUUUUUGCAUAAAUAUCUGAAAACCACUUGUAUAAAACUGCUGACAAAAGAUCAGAUCGCAGUUUUAUAUUUACGUUCAAAAAUUAUUUAUUGCUAAAAAAUAAAAAUGCUUAAAACAUCAAUUUUUGAUUCUAAAUAUGAAAACUUGCAAUCUGAUUUUUUGUCAGCAGUCUUAUAUCACUGGUUUCCAUGCAUUUUAACAAAACAAUGGCUCGUUUCAAGACAAAAAAUAAAAAAAGUUGUCAAAACAGCGAAUCUGUGAGAGUGCAGCUUUAAUUUGAUUAUGCAAAAAAAAAAUAUGACCAAUGGGGAAGCUUAAAGGGUCACGGGUAUUUCUGUGCCCCAGUCAUGGAAGGCUCAGGCCUUACCAAAUAGUUUUCAUGUUUACCCUUAGUAUGAAAACUUAUCUAGCUAUUCUGAAAAACUCAAAGUUGAACCCUUUAAAAAAACGAAUAUAAAAUGAGAGACAUCCUAUGUAGAAUACAGUCACUAGCGCCUCUUAACUCCAUUCUGGACAAUUCUCUAUGUUUAGAUAGAUUUCCAAUGUGAAAUGAGUUCAGUUAAAACUUGUAUUUAAGUGUGUUUAUCAUAGGAAUCGCACAGAAUGCAUCAUUUUCUGAUAUCAAAUGUCAAGAAUACUAGUACAAAGUAUGAAGCUUAUUGUUUACACUUGUGUUUUGUAGUAGGAAUUAUAGUAAAAGAAAAUAUUUUGCCAGAUUGUUGAUCAUAUGAAGUGGUGUUUUUUUUGUGAUCUUGAAUAUCAGACAUAACAAAUAUUUGGUAUGGCCUAAACAAACUGUUUAUUGUGGCCUCAUCUGCAUUUAAAUAUCUUGUAUGGCCAUCUUAAAAAAAUGUUUGCUGUCGCUUCACGCUGCAGUUUUCAGUCAAUGACUUGAGCCCCGCUCAGGACUUAUUCUGAUAUGAGCGUUUGCUUACCAGGCAGCUAGUUAUUUAAUGGGUACCGACUGCCUUCUGCCAGGCACUCAAUGGCAUGUUGGAUAGGAAUUGGGAGUAAAGGUGUUUAUUGAUCAAGGUGUCUCAUAAGACAGGGCUUUUUUACCCUUCAUUGCCAUAGCCGAUACCCAGCUACUUCCCGAAGGGCUAGACCCUGUUUUAUCUCCCCCCAAAAUAGCCUCCGAAAUUCCAAAUUUUAAAAAAUAAAAGAUUUUUUUGGGUUUUUUUUAUGUUUAUAUUAUGCUGUAAGUAGAUUCCGAUGAGGCAUUGUUUUCAAGUGAUAUAUUUACUGCUUUAUUGAUAUUUAAAUCCAUUUGUUCUCUAACUGUUUAAAAAAGAAUUUCCUUUCCGAAUUUUCUACCAAAACUAAAAAAGUAAGCUUUUUUCCCAUAAAAAGGGCUUGGGUGUCUUCCCCAUGACUGGUAAAAUGGCCCUGUAUGUCUAGCAGACUGGCCCUUAAUUGACAGGGGAUGUCAUCACACACACUUUAUUUCCAUGGGAUGAAAUUGUUGUGUUUGUGCAAUGUACGUUAAUCAUAAUGCAAGUAUGCAAGCAGAACAAACAUUAUGUUAUGAAUAGUUUUGUUUAUCUCCAAAGGGACCAAUUUUGUUUUGCUUGUGUAGUAAGAUUGUUUCUUCAAUUUCUUAUGUCAUAAGAUUGUUUCUGCAAUUUCUUAUGUCAUAUGUAACAUGUGCUAUAUUGUUGUGUAUUCCGUGCACAUAUAGGGUAUUAUGUAAUUUUCGCAAAAUGAAAAAUGAUUUUUAUAAUGUGUUAAGACUUAUCAAUAUAAAAAAGACUUGGAAUAAUGCUAUGGUAAUUAAUAAGACAUUGAUAUUUUGUGCCUAAAAUUUUCACGCCAUGCAUCAUGUUUGAAAUAAAACAAUGUGUAUGUGUACCGUGCAAUAUGUUUAAGCAAUAAAUAAAAGAAAUUUGUAUAUAAUAUUAUUGUUAAAAGACUUGUUGAAUUGAUGUCUUUGUAAUGGAAAUAAAUUGAUUACAGAUGUCUUACCAACAUGAAGUUAUACAGCUACAAAGUUGUACUAUAUUUGAAGGACUUCUCCCAUAUAUGUAAAACAAUGUAAAACAUUAGGGAAGUUAUAUUAAGGCCAGGGGCAGUUCCAGGAUUUGACAUUAGAGGGGGGGCAUAACUAAGGGGUGUAACCUUUUGACAUGCGCCCCUCCCACAGAAUCAAAA
Mya arenaria is the source of this 5805-nucleotide messenger RNA. Its product is annotated as SPRY domain-containing protein 7-like. Lineage: Eukaryota; Metazoa; Mollusca; Bivalvia; Myida; Myidae. The coding region runs from base 83 to 667 and encodes 194 amino acids. The transcript is spliced from 5 exons. The record is from RefSeq and is a predicted model, not a curated record. Gene Ontology annotation, molecular function: protein binding.